AUGAAAGGGAUAGAACUGUAUACGGAUGUGGCAAGGCAAAUUGGCAUCAACCUUACUAUCAGCUAUUUGUUCUGUCCUACAACCACUGACAAUGAGAUGAGGGAUGAGCCCUUAAGCACCACCACUGCAGAAGCCCGCUUGAAGUUAUAUUUAAGGGAAGUGAAGGCCAACGAAGGGAAGAUGCUGCAUGGCUUUAGAUCGGGUUGUGCGAUUACCUUGGCGCUGACAGGCACAGAUCUCUCAGAAAUAAUAGAACAUGUCAGCUGGGCACGACGCCACACAGCAUUUUACUACCUACAAUUGGCCAAGGUGUUAAAUCCCAGUGUGGCCUCAGCCAAGUUGGCGGAA
Molecule: messenger RNA, 348 nt
Organism: Porites lobata
Lineage: Eukaryota; Metazoa; Cnidaria; Anthozoa; Scleractinia; Poritidae
Source: the annotation of a GenBank genome assembly